GCACGUUUUGCCUUUAUUUGCCAUAUGUAAUUUGCCACUAAUGGUGUUCAACAGUUACUUUAUUAUUGCCAGAAACUUCCAACCCGAGUUAUUAUACACGUUGUGAGAUUAACAAUUAAGGAACCAAGUUAACAUGGCUAGUACGCGGAUCCCCGAGCAGAAAGUGAUUCUUUGCGGCGAAUACGGUGUGGGGAAAUCCUCGCUGUUCAGGAGAUUCGCACAGAACUCGUUUGUUGCGUCCUCGGACCGCGCCUCUACCCUUGGUCUAGACCAUUUUGACAAAGUUUACAAGGUCACUGGAAGGGAGAUUAAGUUACAACUGUGGGACACUGGCGGCAUGGAGCGAGUGGCUUCGAUCACAUCGUCAUAUUAUAAAUUCGCUGAAGCAGCCAUCCUUGUAUUCUCUUUCGAUUCUCCAGACUCCUUUAAUAUUCUUUCUCAACAUUUGUUAGAUAUCGUUAGCUACGCGGAAAAUGCCAAGAUUUUCCUCUGUGGCAACAAGACUGAUAUCAGCCAUAGUCAGCUGGUAACAGACGCAGACAUUGAGGCAUUCUGCGAACAAUGCCGCAAUAUGGUUUCUGGAGUGUACCGGACUUCGUGUAAAACGGGCCAAGGUGUGGAAGAAAUGUUUGAGGAUAUCGCGAAGCAUCUAGUACACGGUGUUCGAGUUAGGGACCUCGACGAAGCUCUAUAUAGAGACGCGUUUAAGGUAACGCGUGAUGCAAAUGCGGCUGAAGACGACGUAUGCAUGUGCUGAUGCUCCAACCCAAGACUUGCUAUAUCGUAAAAUAAUAUGCAGUUUGUAGACGUCCAAAAUACAGGCAGUCGAGUGGCUUCGAAAAGACAUUAUUUUGUAAGUGGAGCUAUAAGUUGACGUGAUCGUCGCGCUCGUGUCAAGUGGGGAAUCAAGCGGAGCUUCGAGACGGAGCUAUGAAUGGGUGAAAUGUGUGUAUAAUAAUGUGAACGGUACUUGAUCAAAACUUGGGUGAUAAGAAAAAGAAUUUAUGUUGCUAUUGUGAGUCGCUGGUUUAAGUUUCCGUCUAAUUUCUAAAAUUGGCCAGAUUUGAUAGAGACCGCUGUCCUAGCAUGAUGAACGAUUUAGAGGCAAUGGAAAAUUAGAGUUCGAUAGGGUAUUUUUAAUGUCGCAGUAGUGAUUCCCUAAGUGCCCGGUAUCUUGGCUUUACGAAGCCUAUAACGUUCGAGCUCAAUGUAGACUUGACAAGUUAGUGACAGUGUUUCGAACAGCGGCAAAUCGAUCGGAUGACAUUUUAUUACUACUUUUUGUUGAUUCCUUCAAUUUUUUACCGGCAUUUUUUUCGUCAUAAAGAUGUGCUCGGUUGAUCUUUAUAGCGAAGGCUUUAGAAAAGUCGACCAACAUAUAUAUACCAGAAGUUGUUGCUUAGCGUGAAUAUAUUUUUAAUAUGUUCUUAUAAGGAUUUCAGAAGGAGCAGCUGCUGCUAUCAUAUCGAGAGGCCCAUACAAGUUAUUGUGGGUGAAAAAAAUACUAGUAAAUAUGGGGCAAAAAGAUAAGUCUAUGUAAAAAAAUAUUUUGCCAGUAGGAAAAACGAACAAAAUUUGAACCUCUAUCGUUUGCCGAGAUACCCUCUUCGGAGCGUUAAGUACGCGAAGCCAACGGAUAAAGGUUUUAAUUUAUUAUGUUUUCGUUGCGUUACCAAUGUGUAUAUAUUAUAGUAAUUUAUAUUUGGCAAUUUGUUCUUUGUUAAGUUUUUGUUCAUUAGUUCGCUGCCCACCUUUUGUACAACAUUGUUUUCUAGCGGAGACAGUGUUGUGGCAAAGUGAUGCCUUGAUUAAAACAUGCAGGAUGCGUGUCAAAAUUUAAAGGAAAAUGAAACUACUUUCGAGACUAUUGAAAACAAUGGGGUUGGACUGUUAGGUUCGAAUGUGAUAAAUAUAUAUUUUAAUCAAUGUGGAAAGAAGACUGUCGCUUUUUGUUACGCGACCACGACGUUAUAGAGAUUUGUGGGAUUUAAAUUGGACACAUCACUUUAUCGAAUAACGUUAGAGAAGCUGAUAUAUAUCGCGCCGUGCAUACAAGACCUUUAACAAUUCUGUUUCUGCAGAAGCGAUUUUGGAAGAACUCAAUCAUAGAAAGGUUCGAGAUCUAACGUGUCAUCAAUACCGUAUUCCUAUAAAUGCGCGCAUUAGCACAUUAAGAGAUUUUUUGUUUCGAGACUAGGCCACGUAAAGCUUGAGGAUGGCCAAUAAAGUCCUAAAUCUAAGCCAAACUGUAUCUGACGAUAGGUUGUACGGCCGGUGUGAAUGUGUGUAUUGUACAUUUGCCAUUUGGACAAGAUUAAUGGGAAAAGGAGGGCGAAGAUUUGCUUGGCAUACCAACUGGUUGAAAAAUAUUUUAGCACCAAUUGAACUGUUGGUCGGCCGUAGCACCUGUGAUUUCUUGAUUACAGCAUAGAGAACGAAGUAAUAAUAAUAGUACUAUUCACAUAAACAUUUUGUACUGAGAUAUAGAAGAACGGUGAAGACACAAAAUAAAACAAUCUAUACAUUAUAUUAUUAUGAACUUCGCUGUUGCAAAAGAAAGCGUUUGAAUAUGGCCGUAGAGGAAGCGCCUCAGAUGUACGAGCCGAAUGUAGCUUGUCUGGAAAAAGGAAAGGAAUAUAUAUGUACCAUAUGCCCAGGAUGUGCGCUUUACUGUGACGAUCAGACGGUAUCGACGUAACGUUGUAAAGCAUUUGCUUUUCUCAAUGCGCACAGCCGAAUGUGAUUGUAGCAUUGGCGCUAAGGAGGGUUUCGUUCUAGCAAAAAACAAAACGUUGAGUGUGGGUGUCUUUUGUUUGGAAGGUACAAUAGUUGUUUAUCCGAUCGACAGUGAGUGAGCUGAAAUUACAGAGGAGUGCUUUUGGAUCGCUGGGGUUUAAGUCAGAACACUUUUCCGAUGAUUUGUGCGUGUGUGUGUGCGAGUGAAGUCGUGUUAAGAAAUCUAUUAUUAAUAAUUCUCAUUUGUUAAUGACCAUUUAACCUUCCACCAACCGCUAGUAAUAUAUUUCUAUAACUAAAGAAAAGUGUUUACCGAGGAUAUAUCAUAAAGGUGGAAUGAGUUAAAACAGGUCUGAUCGUUUUAAACUCAAAGCGAUCCAAAACCUCCAGCAGUUCGCGCUCAAUAAUAAUAUUAGCUAUAACAGCAUAAGUAACUCCUCUAAUUUUGAGAAGUACUUAUUUAUGAAAGGUACGAAAAUAAAAUCGUCAAAUGUGUACGCGAAACAUAAUUCUGCGUAUUCAAUAUUUUCAUAUAUGUAAAUAUGGCAAAAUAGGCAUGUUAGAUAUUUCUAGAAAGUGUUACAAGACCCGAAGUCAGCCUUGGAAGAAGUGAUAGAGCUCAAUGUAUAACAAAGAAAUGAUUUAGCUGAAGC
This is a messenger RNA of Varroa destructor (honeybee mite), 3389 nucleotides long. RefSeq names its product RAS oncogene family member RabX6 (gene RabX6). Lineage: Eukaryota; Metazoa; Arthropoda; Arachnida; Mesostigmata; Varroidae. Gene Ontology annotation, molecular function: GTP binding; GTPase activity. The record is from RefSeq and is a predicted model, not a curated record.